GGGUGCACUCAGAGUCCCGGCCGCAGGCUCAGCGGGCCAGGGGGGAUGUUACACUUGUGUUUAUUUUGUUUGCUUGAUCCCCGGAAACGUAACGGCCGCCGAGGCCCCCUGUGGGUUUAGGCAGCGAGUUGCGUUGCUAUUUCUGUGCUGAGAAGAAGUUGCGUCACGUCUGUUUCGGUUACUGAAAUGGCGUCAGGAGCGUUUUCGAGAAGGGCCUGCUGUCUCCAGCUUCAAGCCCACGAUAGGGAAACAAGGCAGAGGCCGCCCCUGCCCUUAUGUUUCCCCUGUGCCAUUCCAUAAGCGAUUUUGGAAAUUAAUAUUCACCUCAGUAUGAUCUGCAUUCAUACUUAGUUGCGUUCGUGUCUGCCCGCCUCGCUGGGUAGUGAACUUGGGAGCAGAAAUGGUCUCGUUUAGGUUUAGCCAGACAACUUCAUGUUGUAAAUUGGGAGCGUGUAAGAAAAAGUGACAGUCUUUGAUAGUGAAGGAAAUGAAGAGAAACCUAAAUGAAAGUUCAACUCGAAGUACAGCAGGCUGUUUGCCUGUACCGUUGUUCAAUCAGAAAAAACGGAAUAGACAGCCAUUAACCUCCAAUCCACUUAAAAAUGAUCCAGGUAUCAGUACUGCUUCUGACAGUUAUGAUUUCCCUCCUUUACCAACAGAUUGGGCCUGGGACGCUAUGAAUCCAGAGUUGCCUCCUUUAACGAAAGCAAUGAACACAGGGCAAGCACCACAUUCAGUUUCUCAUCCCCUGAGAAAUCAAGAUUUUGUGUCUACGUCUAUUCAGUCAAAUACUGAAAGGAGCAAGAGUGAUUGGAGCUACAGAGAUGCCAACAAAAAUACUGGCUUGAAAACUUGGGAUAGAAAUGAUUUUAAGCCUCAAUGUAGAAGAACAAACCUAAUGGAAAAUGAUGGGAUAAAUUCUUGUCCAGUGAGAUUGGGAGCUCAACAACAGAAACAGUUAAGAAUAUCUGAACCUCCUAACUUAUCUCACAAAAGAGAAACUGAAGCACUCAGACAAACACAUUCAUCAAGAAAAUCAGGCUCCACAAUGAGAGGUCUAGACCAAAACAGUGCAUUACAGGCAUUUAAGCCCAAUUUUCAGCAAAAUCAAGUUAAGAAGAAGAUGUUGGAUGAUAUUCCAGAAGAAAAUACUCUCAAGGAAACCACAUUAUAUCAGUUAAAGCUUAAGGAAAAAGAUAAUUCUUUAAGAAUUGUAUCUGCAGUUAUUGAAAGCAUGAAGUACUGGCGUGAACAUGCACAGAAAACUGUACUUCUUUUUGAAAUAUUGGCUGUUCUUGAUUCAGCUGUUACCUCUGGGCCAUAUUAUUCAAAGACUUUUCUUCUGAGAGAUGGGAAAAAUACUCUGCCUUGUAUAUUUUAUGAAAUAGAUCGUGAACUUCCAAAACUGAUUAGAGGUCGAGUUCAUAGAUGUGUUGGAAACUAUGACCAGAAAAAGAAUAUUUUCAAAUGUGUUUCUGUCAGACCGGCAUCUGUUUCUGAACAAAAAACGUUCCAAGCAUUUAUUAAAACUGUAGAUGCUGAGAUGAGGUAUUAUACUAAUGUAAUGAAUGAAAUUUAA
Messenger RNA from Equus caballus (horse), 1579 nucleotides. The record is from RefSeq and is a predicted model, not a curated record. Lineage: Eukaryota; Metazoa; Chordata; Mammalia; Perissodactyla; Equidae.